Pseudogymnoascus destructans is the source of this 2406-nucleotide messenger RNA. RefSeq lists its product as uncharacterized. The transcript has 7 exons. Gene Ontology annotation, cellular component: membrane. The coding region runs from base 1 to 2406 and encodes 801 amino acids. Lineage: Eukaryota; Fungi; Ascomycota; Leotiomycetes; Thelebolales; Thelebolaceae. Gene Ontology annotation, biological process: carbohydrate transport; transmembrane transport. Gene Ontology annotation, molecular function: carbohydrate:proton symporter activity. The record is from RefSeq and is a predicted model, not a curated record.
AUGGAAAAAUGCAAGAUCGGGUUUGUAUCAACAUUCACAUUCACAUGCCUUGGCUCGGCAACUGCCAAGGACAUUUUACAUUUGUUUCCUGCGCUGCGGGUUGGGUUCGAGGGCCUUUGUAGCUUGUUUUCUGCCCUUCCUCCGCACCGCCAUCCAAACGAGCUUGUCACGGGUAUCGUGCACCGACUCCACGUUGUCUUCCUCUUACGCCCAUAUCCGCCGGGAGGGGCUGCCACCAUCAGCUCCACAACCUUCACGAUUCCCUCUUCAAGCAGCACCCGCCGUCCGGCCAAUAUACCACUUCGAAACCUGCCCUCGGCAGUAACCCGAUCACACGAGCAGGUCCAGUCUGCCUCCCUCCUCUCAGACGACGAGAAGCAGAGCGGGUUCUCUGCCUCUCCAAGAUCCGAAUCGGCAGGCUCUGAAUUCUCAGACUGGAGUGACACCGGCGACAUUGGUGAACUGGGCACAGGCGAAGACGACCCUUUACGACGGCAGCUCAGAGACUUCGACACAGGCCGGCAUACUGGGAGACGAAAUCGAGGAGAUACGAGAGUGCGAUAUCGACUCGACUCUGAACACGAAGAUAAGCAACCUCGCCGUGGCUUCGUUAAGGAAGAUAUCAAGAUCCCAACACCACCGCCGAGGCAAAUAUCUCGCGCUGAACAGGCGCUAGCAGCGAUGAUGUCGGGGGGGGAGCCUCAGAUGCACGGCCUGACCGGCAAGCCACUGGUGUAUUUCACAAGCGUAUUUGUAUCAUUGGGCGUGUUUCUUUUUGGGUACGAUCAGGGAGUCAUGUCCGGUAUCAUCACAGGCCCUAUUUUCCUAGAUUAUUUCCAUAAGCCAAAUGCGGCCGAGAUCGGGACUAUGGUUGCAAUUUUAGAAGUCGGAGCGUUCAUAUCGUCGCUGGUUGUUGGCCGCCUUGGUGAUAUCAUCGGCCGAAGAAGGACGAUUUUAUAUGGGAGUUUGAUAUUUUUCGUUGGAGGGGCCCUGCAGACGUGCGCAACAACUAUGAUGUUAAUGAUGCUGGGUAGGAUCAUAGCAGGAGUAGGGGUUGGUAUGCUCUCGACAAUCGUCCCAGUCUAUCAGUCUGAAAUUUCGCCUCCACACAACAGAGGCAAGCUAGCCUGUAUCGAGUUCUCAGGGAACAUCAUUGGAUACACCACAUCAGUUUGGGUUGAUUAUUUUUGCAGCUACAUUGACAGCGACUACUCUUGGCGGAUACCACUAUCCAUGCAGUGUGUAAUGGGUGGCCUACUCGCUCUGGGAAGCUUACUUAUUGUGGAAUCACCUCGAUGGCUACUUGAUAAUGAUCAUGAUGAGGAAGGCAUGGUUGUCAUAGCCAACCUUUACGGAGAUGGAGACAUCCACAACGUCAAGGCGAGGGAAGAAUUCCGUGAAAUCAAAAUGAAUGUCCUCAUUCAGCGCCAAGAAGGUGAAAGAUCAUACUCCGAGAUGUUCAAGAGAUACCGGGCUCGUGUCUUUAUCGCUAUGUCCGCGCAAGCAUUGGCUCAGCUAAACGGAAUCAAUGUCAUCUCAUACUAUGCGCCUCUGGUUUUUAUAUCCGCCGGCUGGAUAGGGCGAAAAGCCAUCUUGAUGACCGGCAUUAACGGCAUUACCUAUUUCCUUUCUACGAUCCCUCCAUGGUACCUGGUGGAUCGACUUGGAAGGCGGCCGAUCUUAUUGAGCGGUGCUAUCAUGAUGGCGUUGUCGCUAUCUGCCAUUGCAUAUUUCCUACACUUGGAUAUAAAGGCAACACCAACUUUAGUGGUCGUAUUCGUCAUGAUCUAUAAUGCGGCUUUUGGUUUCUCUUGGGGCCCGAUCCCAUGGCUGUACCCACCAGAGAUCUUGCCUCUCAGCAUCCGCUCGAAGGGCGCCAGCUUGUCUACCGCGACUAACUGGUUUUUCAACUUCAUCGUUGGGGAAAUUACCCCAAUACUUCAAGAAACAAUUGGGUGGAGGCUGUAUCUUAUGCAUGCAUUUUUCUGCGUCACCAGUUUCGUUGUUGUUUACUUCAUUUACCCCGAAACACGUGGGGUUCGUUUGGAAAACAUGAACCUGCUUUUCGGUGAUGCUACAUCCGCCAUGCCGACUCCAUCAGCAAGAGCAGAGACGGGUUCUUUGAUGGGACGUGGUUCUCCUGUCCCAUCAAUGGAUCUACGACGUGGGGUGGGGACAACGUCGAUGGAGAAUGGGCUAGGCUCAUCCUUGGCUAUUCCGGGCCUGGACAUUGAUCCACCGAAUGUCGAUAUUAGAGACGGUGUUCCACGAUACACGGCCGACAGAGGCCGUGGCGAGGGAGUGGGAGGAUGGAUCUCUCGGAUGGUUGGAGCCUCCCGCGGCGGUUCAAGCUCUCGGGGAGGCGCCAACAGUAAAUACAAACCUUUAGACCAGGACGAAGAGUAA